GUUAAAAGUAACCAGAAUGCUUCGGAGUGUCAGCGCUUCAGUUCCGGAGUAAAGAGGCGAUGAGCAGGUCAUUAAACAGCAUCUUGUGAUCUUGGUUGUUCCAUUUUGAUGCGAUCGAUGAGGAACGGGAGGCGGGCAAGAGGGGAAAGUACAUAGACACACUCACUCACGCACACACACGGCACCGCGCUGAGAAGCUGCUGUGGCCGCCUCUCCGGUUCGGUUAGUUUCAUGUUUCGUGUGUUAGUUGUGGCGUUGGCUGAAACUGACUCGAUUAGCGCUGUUACACAAUCGGGGUUGCUCUCUGGGCAAGGAUCGCCGGGGUAGCGCUGCGCUGCGCUGGACUUGCCCGUCCCCACGUCUCCCUAACAGCCCCCUUCCCCCCUUUUAAAUUCUUAAUUGCGACUCUCCCCACCCCCCUCUCCUUUUCCUUUUUUUUAAAAAAAACCCCCACACAAAAUUCCCCUCCCCUUCCCCCGGCUCUGCGAAUCCAGCCAUGUUACAGAAUGACACGAAGAGACAAUCAGCCUGCAGCCCAUAUCUGCAGACGGAUCUGGAGUCUUUUAAGAGUGCAGAGGUCAGCUGUGGGAGUGAGAGUGCCCAGCUGGACGGCCACCCUGCACCUGGCAACUUGGUGCUACAGGAUCAUGGAGGGACGAGCUCACCUCACAGCAACCUAGGCUGGCCCACCAGCCAGGGGGGCGAGGAAAGCCUCCUCCAGCAGAGGGUACUGCCCACCGCGAUGCUGCUGCCCAAGAUGGUCCACCUGGGCCCCCUCUUCGGCGGGACGUUUCCCUCGGCGCACCAGAUGGGGCUUUUGCAGCAGCACAGGCAGUCGUCCCUCAGCCAGCAUCCUCCCCCGGCCUCCUUCCCCCAAAGGAAUGGCUUCAGCGGACAGCAGCAAAACUUCAGGGCGUUCAGCUGGGGUGGACACCAGCAGCAGACCCGAGGAGGAGGAGGAGGAGGAGGAGGAGGAGGCUGGGACUCCCUCAGUGCUCCCUGCAGCAGGAGCCUGAGGAGAUCGGUCGGAGUAAUGGGAGUCUCGAACUCGAUUGCAUCCUGCUCUUCCAAGAGGUCCUAUUCCAGUCACCUCAUGGUGCCUCCAAAGUUGAACAGGAGCCAAGCUGGACUGACCACCAAAUCCUGGAUGGAUGACAACCCAGUGUGCACAGAUAGCAACAGCAAUUGGCUGCCUCAACAGCAGGAAUGGACGCAUCCCUAUGACACGUUCAACAUGCACUCAUUGGAGAACUCCUUGAUUGACAUCUUGCAGAAUGAGCAGGAACCACUUAAAAGUCGAUCUGCUCUGUUUCCUGUGGAAGAUGGCUUCCUUGACAACAGCCAGGGCGACCAGUCUCUCUCUUCUGGCUUGAACUCCCCAGCUCUAAGUCAGAAUGGGAAACAAGGAGAACGGUAUUCCCGAAAGGUUUUCGUUGGCGGUUUGCCCCCUGACAUCGAUGAAGAUGAGAUCAUCGCCACUUUCUGCUGCUUUGGCCAGCUGAUGGUUGAUUGGCCUCACAAGUCCGGCAGUAAAUCCUACUUUCCACCUAAAGGUUAUGCUUUUCUGCUGUUUCAGGAGGAGUGCUCAGUUCAGGUUCUCAUUGACGCCUGUUAUCAAGAUGACGGUAAACUCUACCUGUACGUUUCCAGCCGCACCGUUAAGGACAAACCGGUACAGAUCAGGCCCUGGAGUCUGAGUGACAGCGACUUUGUCCUGGACGGAUCACAGCCUCUGGAUCCCAGGAAGACCGUCUUUGUUGGGGGGGUACCGAGACCUCUGAAAGCUGUGGAGCUGGCGAUGAUCAUGGACCAGCUUUAUGGGGGCGUUUGCUACGCCGGCAUCGACACCGACCCCGAUUUGAAGUACCCCAAAGGAGCGGGCCGAGUGGCGUUCGCCAGCCAGCAGAGCUACAUCGCGGCGAUCAGCGCCCGCUUCAUCCAGCUGCAGCACCGUGACAUCGACAAGCGGGUGGAGGUGAAGCCGUAUGUCCUGGUGGACCAGCUGUGUGAUGAGUGUCAAGGCGCCCACUGCAACGGCAAGUUCGCCCCCUUUUUCUGCGCCAACAUCACCUGCCUGCAGUACUACUGUGACUACUGCUGGACCAGCAUCCACUCCCAGGCAGGACGCGAGUACCACAAGCCUCUGGUGAAAGAAGGAGGGGAAAGGCUGAGACAGCUCCCCUUCCGCUGGAGCUAAGACACCUGGCCCAAAACCCACCACCCUGUGGGGCUUGGACGUCCGUACCUAGUGGCUGUUUGUUAAUUGGCCCAUUCCUUUAUUUAGAAGUGUUUGUGCACCGAAUUUUCUUACCCAGUAUAUCUUUUGAUUAAUUAUUUUUAAAGCAGAGAGGUUUGGUUUUGGGUGAAGAGCUAACCCGAGGGAAGGACUGGAGCUUGUUUCUUGUUUUUUGAAGGGGUGGGGGUGGGUUCCCCGCUUAAGGUUUCCUCUUUGUAGCACCAGGAUGGUGGAAUGUUGAGUUCUGAGCACCAUGGCUGGGGGAAAGGGUCCCGUAGGGCAAGACUGAGGUUGAUUGAGGGAGGGAGGGAGGAAUGGGCUGGCGAUUUUGUUUCAACAAUUUGCAGUGAGCGGGGUUGCACACAGGCUAGAGUUUGGGGAGAACAAGCAGAGCCCUGGUUAGGGGGCUCGUCUGGCUGAAAACACUCGCACGUUCUGUGGUCAAUAGUCAACUACUUUCACAUGGGUUAUGCUUCACUACUGUCCCUGUGACUGUGUGCUACUGAUCUCCCUCCCCCCCCACGGCCCCACUCACCGAUCUUCUACCCCUCCCACCGCGGCUCCGCCCACUGAUCUCUCCCCACCACCCCCACUCCACGGUCACGCCCACCAAUCCCUCCCCCCUCACUGCGUCCCCGCCCACUGAACCCACAGUCCUGCUCUCAAAUCUGAUCCGCCCAUGCCCAAACCAUUGGGCCCCACGCACCAGUUCCCCACACCCCCAUCCAUCCCACUCACAUGGCCCAGCCGACCACUCUUCCCCCCCCCCCAUGACCCCAUCCACCAUUCCCUGUACAUGGCUGUGCCUAGUAACCCACCCCCAAUUUUCACAUGGCCCUGCCUAGCAGCCCCCUUUAUUAUGGGUGCUCCCCUCCUUUCAUUUCCUUAUUGACACGUCCAACUAACCCCAUGGCCAUAUCUGUCUACCCAUUCGUGAUCGUGGUCCCGUCCCAGUCCACAGAAUGGGUUCUAUCUGCGUCACCCUCACCCCGCCACCAUUCUGAUUCCAUCUCCACACCGUCCGUCCUUGUACCCACCGCACACUCCCCUCUGUCACCGACUGCGCAUGAUUACACCGUACCCCCUAGUUAAUUUUCACUUGCACACCCCUCUCCUGUCACUCUCACCCCCCCCCCCCAAUUGGGGAUCACUCCCCAAAUCCAACCUCCCCCCUUUUUCCCACUAAACAUCACGCCCUCAGGUCUACAGGUGUUGAGAAGGGUCUGGCUGCCCUUGCACCUGUUGUGGACUGUUUCCCGUCAACAUUAUCGACCAUUGAGACCCCGACCUGCUGAAAUUGGUGGGAUAGUGACACCGAGGAGCCCAAGACCCAGUGGAAGGGAGAGUUGGCAGAGAUUUGGACCGAGUUACAGCCUCCAGUAAGUCCUUUCUCUGGAAGAGUCCUCAUUCUCUUCUCCUCCCCCCCCCCAUAUGUGAGAGCCAUUUGAUUGGGUGAUCAGUGAGAUUGACUUGCCGCUUGGAUUAUCUACAAUGGCAGUGAAGAUACUGGCCAGCUCCCGACGAGGGGUGGGGAGGUAUGUGCCCAGUUCUUGUCUCCUUUACUCUGCCCGAGCAGCUCUGGCGAGGUCUGAUUCCAGACCCAUGUCCAGGGGCACUGAGGGCACACAGCAAGUCUUCAGACAUGGUUGCAGUGUGGAAUGAGGUCGGGCCUGGUCUCCCUCCACAGCACGAGCCUGUACUGGCAGGGCAACCCCACCACAAUCUGGGAGCAUCUGAGAUGUGUAAAACACUCUCUCGCCCCCUCGAUCUCCCCAACACUUUUUCCACCACUGCUGCCCUGGGCAAUCUGAGAUGCCACCAGCCCAGCCCGUUUGUUGUCUUGUCCUUCAGUGCUUCCCCUUCCCCUCUGAGUCCGGUGCUGUCUCAGCGGGGCUGGUGAGUGAGGUCCGUGCCAUGUGUCACUAGGCAACUCACCUCCUCACAAUGGGUCAAACCUAGGAGGAUGGGCAGAUUGGCUCGUGGAGCAGGGAUUGAAGAGGGUGGUGUGGUUGAGGGGUGGGGAGGGGACACUGAGAGUGGUUGCUCUGUCUACCACUGGGGUGAAGAUGUGAUCAGACUGACUGCUGAAAGUUUAGUGCUGUUCUCUCACUCAUCUGUUUGGCGGUGGAGAUAUCAUCUGACCCUUGCAGCGGGCUGUGGAGGGUCGUGCUUGUGUGUGUGUGUGUGUGCGCGCGCGCAUCUUGGCCCUGUCAGAACAAGGGUGAACUCGUGCGAGGUGAUCUGCACUCGGCCACUGCAGGGGUUCAAGUGAGCUGGCCCCAUCGCAUGUCCAUCCUGGCCAAUCAGCAGAGCCAACUGCCUGAGCUGGCCAAUGGCAGCGCCAGCAGCCUUUCCACCCCAGUGAUUGGCCAUGCUGAAUGUUCACCCUUGCCAAUGGGGAAGCUGGCCUGGACUGAGUGGGAUCAUUUAGCACGUGGAUUAGGUGGGGUUUGGGGAAGUGAGGGAAGGUGAUGUAAGGUGAGAGGAGGUGAGGGAAGGGGAGGUGUGGGGAUUUCACAUGAGGUAGUCUGAGGUCAUGUGCCCAACAGACAGGACAGGGGGAGACACGGAGCCGACAAGCUACCAAGUUCCGGCUGUUGUCUCACCGGGGGGGGGGGGGGGUGGUUUGGGGUGGAGGAGAAGAAUCACACAGGGCUCAGUUUGCACAGAAAGCACUUUAGCACAGCCUCCCCCUCCUCCCUUACAGUGAAGCAAAACCCCCACCCAACACAACCCAGCUUGGCGCAGAGUGAUCGACACUCACAUUGUUUUCUCUUAUUAAUCAGAUAAUCUUUCUAUUGAUAAUUACCAUGUGUGAUUGUGGCCCUUGGAUCAUGCAACACUGUUCUGAGAGAUUUUCAGGGAUAGCACACUUAAUGUGCUCUCUUAAAUCCCAACCCCUCACCCAUCGAUCCACACUAAUCCCCUGCACUUUGCAAUCCCAUAGAACAGGUGGCCAGGACAGUUUGGCACAGGUAAUUCCCUGGAUAUCUCCAGGCGGCGGUUUGGAUCAGUCAGACGGUGCGAGAGAUUAACUACGAAGCAUUAAUUACAAGUUAAAUUCCAUCAGAAUCCCCUCCCUUCCGGGUUUUUGAGGUAACUCGUGGGCUCCCAGGGCGUUGGAGCUAGAGGGCACAAAAGAAAGGGAGGCCCAAGCACAGAAGUUAACUCUAAAUCCGUCUAUCCCGCUGCUUGGGCUUCGUGGCGAAGGAAGGUUUCAGCUCUCCUAGUAUGUCAAGGUGCUCCAGCAGCAAACACUGAGGGUAUCGUGUCACAUGUUAGUUCGGCUGGUCCCGGUAGGUCUGUCCUGCCCCAAGUGCCCCUGUGCUGGCCGGGAGCCGGAGAUGACCUCCAGGCUGAUGGUGCAGUGGGACACCUCUAGCAUAAUGCGGCCAAGAGCAGGUUAACGUAGGCUUAAAACGGUGUGGUUGGGCGGGGGGGGGGGGGGGGGGGUGAGGAGCGUUGUGAAGCCAAGUCUCUCUGGAAGAUGCCUUUCAAGGCAAAGUGGAAAGGUGGGAGCCAACUUGGAGAGGUGGUAGCAUCAUAACCAAAAGUAGGGUGGUGGGCAGUGAGAGAGAGAAAAUGACUUCCUUGUAUAGUGUCUGUUCCUUGGAUUCAGAUUUAACAUACCUAAUAACACAACAUCUUGUAAACAAACUACCAGAGUUUGGAAUAUUUCACACUUGAACUAGGUUGUAGCAGUUUUGUAAAGACAAAAUAUAUAAAUCAGUAAAUGAGAUGCUGCUUUUUUCUACUAAGGAGUCACAUGAUUUUUGUAUUUUUGUAUUGCAACUUUAUCGUCCAGUGAUGUUUUCUAUUACUAAUGGUUGUAUGUAAUGUCGAACAUGAACAUGUGACUCUGUAGAUAUAUAGUAGAUACCUCAGAUUUUUUUUCAAUUUUAAAAUCUUAUUUUUUUUCUCUGAAAUAAAUAUAUUUCGGUUCUGCAAAGACUGACAGAUAAUUUAUCUUUUAGUUUAGUUUGGAAAUAACAUAUAAUUAUAUAAAUAUAUAUUAUAUAAAAGGCAGUAUGCACACUGUAAAAUUAAAAAAUGUAUCAAGUCUUGAGGUAAAAUGUUUAACAAUGAGAAUUUGAUUUGCCAAAUAAAUGCUUGAUUUAUGUGA
Molecule: messenger RNA, 6359 nt
Organism: Hypanus sabinus (Atlantic stingray)
Lineage: Eukaryota; Metazoa; Chordata; Chondrichthyes; Myliobatiformes; Dasyatidae
Product: cytoplasmic polyadenylation element-binding protein 2-like
Exons: 8
Coding region: 497-2197 (566 amino acids)
Biological process (GO): negative regulation of cytoplasmic translation
Cellular component (GO): cytoplasm; nucleus; neuron projection
Molecular function (GO): translation factor activity, RNA binding; ribosome binding; mRNA regulatory element binding translation repressor activity
Source: RefSeq, a predicted model, not a curated record